AUGACGAAAAUUCACCCCGAGUCCCCUGAGGACUUCGAGUACAUUGAAACACCUCCUGCUUCUUGCACUACCCCCGCAGACGAUUGCGGUGUGCGGACGACAUCGUACCCGGCUAUCAAAAAUGCUCCCGUCCCCGCAGACGCUGCAGGCAGCGAUAGUUUCUCCAACAUCCUGCUUUUCUCUCUGCUGCUGUUUGUUCCGUGGUACUUGGCCCGCCAGGUCGGUGGUGGUUUCUACACCACUAUCUUCUUUGCGAUCUUUACCACCGUCCCCAUCCUGAUGGCCUUCUGGUCCGUGGCUUCUUCCAUUUCUCCCCGCAAGAAUGAGAAGGCCAAGUAUGCUGGUCGCCCCGUCGAGCACUACCUUCACUUCCACAGCGAGCAUGACCGUGCCACCUACCGCGGCAAGAGCAAGAUUCCGAUGGAGGUCUUCUACGAAAAGUACUUCAAUGGAGAGGUUGAUUUCAAGGUCGACGCUCUUGAAGCUCUGGAGUUCAGACACGACUGGGCUAACUUCCGCUUCACCAUGGGCCUCUACAAGCACUUCCUCUUCGGCUUCAUUCCUGAAUUGCUGGUUCACUCCCGUUCUCAAGACGAGGAACAGGUGCGCGACCACUAUGACCGUGGUGACGACUUCUACGCUUGGUUCUUGGGCCCUCGGAUGAUCUACACCUCUGGCAUCAUUAGUGAUAUUAACAAGGAAGAGACUUUGGAAGAACUUCAGGACAACAAGCUAGCUGUUGUCUGUGAGAAGAUCAAUGUUAAGCCCGGUGACACUCUUCUCGACCUGGGUUGUGGCUGGGGUACUCUCGCCAAAUUUGCUUCAGUCCACUAUGGCGCACACGUCACCGGUAUCACUCUCGGUCGUAACCAAACUGCCUGGGGUAACAAGGGUCUCCGCAACGCCGGUAUCCCCGAAUCUCAAAGCCGUAUCCUCUGCUUGGACUACCGUGAUGCUCCCCGCGUCGAGGGCGGUUACAAGAAGAUCACUUGUCUUGAGAUGGCAGAGCACGUCGGUGUCCGCCACUUCGGUUCCUUCCUGUCUCAGGUCUACGACAUGCUUGAUGAUGAUGGUGUGUUCUUCCUCCAGAUCGCGGGUCUCCGUAAGUCCUGGCAGUAUGAGGAUCUCAUAUGGGGUCUGUUUAUGAACAAGUACAUCUUCCCCGGAGCCGAUGCCAGCACUCCUCUUGGAUUCGUCGUCGAUAAAUUGGAGGGCGCUGGCUUUGAAAUCAAGAGCGUUGACACUGUUGGUGUCCACUACUCUGCUACUCUUUGGCGCUGGUACCGCAACUGGAUGGGUAACCGCGAGAAGGUCGAGGCCAAGUACGGCAAGAGAUGGUUUAGAAUCUGGGAGUACUUCCUGGCCUACUCGACCAUCAUCUCCCGCCAGGGAAGCGCUACCUGCUGGCAGCUCACCAUGGUCAAGAACAUCAACUCCGCCCACCGUAUUGAGGGCAUUGACUCCCAGUACGGCCUCAAGGGCGCCCGCCAGGCCGCCAUCGACAACGUGGGCCACGGCGUUCUCCCCAAGGCCCAUGUCCCCACCGUUAACAAGGAGUAA
Molecule: messenger RNA, 1560 nt
Organism: Aspergillus fischeri NRRL 181
Lineage: Eukaryota; Fungi; Ascomycota; Eurotiomycetes; Eurotiales; Aspergillaceae
Product: putative cyclopropane-fatty-acyl-phospholipid synthase
Exons: 4
Coding region: 1-1560 (519 amino acids)
Biological process (GO): cellular response to biotic stimulus
Source: RefSeq, a predicted model, not a curated record